This is a messenger RNA of Rotaria sp. Silwood2, 2259 nucleotides long. Lineage: Eukaryota; Metazoa; Rotifera; Eurotatoria; Philodinida; Philodinidae. The record is from the annotation of a GenBank genome assembly.
AUGACAAAAAGAUCAUCGAAAAUAGUAUCAGAUGAUACCAAUAAUACCACACCUAAUAAAGAUUUUAACUAUACGGACAAUUCAUCAUCAAGUCGAAUAUCAACAACAGUCGUAGUUUCAUCCAAUACAUCCAAAGAUAAUAAUAAUAACACCCGUACAGUUGAUAAAAACACCCAACAACAAACACAAGUUGUUGUUAGUCCAUUAUUAAAUCCAGAUAUAAAAAUUGAUGAUGAUAUUGAUUUUGAUACAAGCUCAAGCAUCAGCUACAAACGAAAAGAAGCACCAACAAAAAAUUCAAACAAGAAGAAAAUUGUUAAAACGUCUAUCAACACCACAAUAACAUCAUUAAAUGUUACUUUAAAUUCUGAUACAAAUAAUGAUGAUGAAACUAAUGUUCAACAGUUAAAAGAACUAUCAAACAUAUGGCAAUAUGCUAUUCGAAAUGAUAAUAAGUCAUUUGCUACAUGUUUAUUAUGUGAUAAACAGAUAUCUACUAGCAACUGGUCAACUUCUUCUGUUCGUCGUCAUUUAAUCCAAGUCCAUGAUAAAACAGAAUUAAUUUUAUCAGAUGAAGAAAGAAAAAAAAAGUCAUCGAAUAUACGACAAGAUCUUAAAGAAAAGCUCCACAACUUAUGCGUUGAAGCUAUAAUACGAGACAGCUUACCAUUUAAAGCUUUCAACAAACCAGGUUUAUCAAAGUUGCUGCAAGAAGCAGUGCCUGAGAAUAUUAUUGGUAUAUUUGAUUUUCUAGGUGUUGAUCGUUUACGUACGAAUCUUGAAAAAUCAAUUGUGACAAAUAAAACAGAUGUAGUAGUACAAGAAAAUGAUACAACAAAUCAAAACCAUUCACCUUAUCAAUUACAGGAAGAUGAUCAUGAAAUAACAGAUUCUGACGAGGAUGAACAGGAAGAAGAUCACGAUGAUGAUGAUUUGAUAAAUAUAGAUGGUGGUGAAGAUGAUGAAGAUGAAGAUGAUAAUGAUCUUAUUAAUGAAGAUGAUGAAGAUCAUAAUAUCAGUACUUAUGAAGAAGAUGAUGAAGAUGAUAAUUCAUCAAAUGUUAAUGAACAAGAUACUUUAGAAGAUAAUUGGGGAGAUGAUAUUGAAGUCGACGUUCAUGAUCCAACAUUGGCAAAAGAUCAACAAAUGACAUUAUCAUUAAUGAUAAAAUGUCGUCAAUUAAUAUAUAUGAUAAGAAAAUCUUCAGUUUUAACUGCUUAUACUACAAGACAACGUAAAUUGUCAAAAAUAAAACGUGAUUUUAUACGAGAUAUAUGUAACAGGUGGAACUCAUCCUUUUUGAUGAUUUAUGGACUAACACAUUUACGUCCAGUUAUUGAAAAAAUGUUUAAUGAAAAAUAUGAUUUGAAUUUAAAACAUAAACAAAUAAAAAAAUUAAAUAUGUUAGAAAUAUCAAGUACUGAAUGGAAUUAUUUAAAUCAGCUGAAACAUGUUCUUGCAAGCUUUUAUCAUGCAACAAAGGCGUUGUGUGGGAGUAAUUAUCCUUCAAUUGGUUCUACCUUUUUUUUUAUAAACAAAUUGAAGCUGUUCUUAAUGAAGGAUAAAGAGGACAAUGUAAUAGUAAAACGUUUAAAAAAAUUACUAUUAACAAAAAUGGUACAUUAUUUUGAAGAAGAUCGAAAUCAGUUCAAUCUUCUUAAAUUUCAUAGUUAUUUUGAUCCAACAGGUUUUACAGCUUUGUCAGAUGCAGACAAACGACUCGUCGAAUAUGAAAUUAAACAACUUUCAAAAAAUGAUGACUUAGUCAUUAAUAAUCUAUCAUUAACCGCAUCAUCAUCAUCAACAACAAUAACAUCAACACCAUCUGCUACAAGUUUAUCAACAACAACUAGUACAUCAAUUUCUGUAAAUACAUCAUCAAUAUCCAAAACUAGUAAAAAACCAAAAUUAACAUCAAUGGAAGCGUUUCUUGAAAGUGUGGGGGACGACCCUUCACAAAUACAAACUACUACAUCACCACCAACGAUCGUUGAAGAAAUCUACGAUUAUCGGUUGCUAAUCACCAAAUACAAUUCGUGUCAUAAACCAUUAACGUCGUCUUGCACACAGUUUUGGAAAACAUAUGGAGCCAAUUUUCCUCGUCUUUUUAAAUUAGCUAAACAAUUUUUAUGUACGCCGGCCACAAGUGUCGCGUCAGAGUCUGCCUUUUCAACAGCAGCUUUUAUAAAUCGAAAAGAGAGAUCUAGAUUAUCACUCGAACAGCUUGCUGCAACUGUUUUCUUGAAAGUAAGUUUCUAA